Messenger RNA from Capsaspora owczarzaki ATCC 30864, 1728 nucleotides. RefSeq lists its product as hypothetical. Gene Ontology annotation, molecular function: protein kinase activity; protein binding; ATP binding. Lineage: Eukaryota; Filasterea; Ministeriida; Capsasporidae. Gene Ontology annotation, biological process: protein phosphorylation. The record is from RefSeq and is a predicted model, not a curated record. Bases 24 to 1601 code for a protein of 525 amino acids. The transcript is spliced from 7 exons.
ACAUUGAAUUGGGUCACAAUGCCAUGUUAAGACGAGCUCACUUUCGCUUUUUAAUGAGUGCUCCAUCGCGUUCCACCUCACAGCGCAUGACUGAGAGACAGCGCGAGUUGUAUGACAGAGUCACGAAUGCUAGCGGAGUGCUUAUGCUCCACGAGAUUGACGAUUUUGCAGCCCGCGCGAUAGCUGAAGCUCUAAAGUUAAACACGACGCUGACUACGCUCGUGCUGAGCGAGAAUCAGAUUGGCGAUGCUGGCGCUCAAAGCAUUGCUGAAGCGCUCAAAGUGAACACGACGUUGACUGAGCUUAGACUGGAGUUCAAUCAGAUUGGUGAUGCUGGAGCGCAGGCGAUCGCCGAGGCACUCAAAGUGAACACAAAGCUUGGCACGCUCUAUCUGCGACAGAAUCAGAUUGGCGAGGUCGGAGCUCUUGCGAUUGCUGAGGCACUCCGUGUGAACAAGACGCUGGCUUUGCUUUAUUUAGAGAGUAACUUCCUGACCAAAGCUGAGAUCAUUGCGCUUCGACAAACCGGCAACACCUGUCACUUGAAAGCUCUUGACAACCAGCGUACUCGGUCACCAGCCGAACAGGCCGCAGUAGCUAAGAAUCAGCAAUUGCGCACCGAGCUUGCUGCCAAAGAACAGGAGCUGCAACAACUUCGCUCCGAUCUGAAAUCAGCUCUUGAUCGGAUCGACGCUCUUGAGCGCCACCAACCCGCUGAUGGAUUCGCAUCGAACGUUGAUCAACCCAUCCCCGAAGUGCCUCUCGCCACUCUCGUCUCCGCCACGAAAAAUUUCGCUGAUGAUUCUCUGCUCGGCGAAGGAGCAUUUGGUCGCGUGUACCGCGCCAGUCUGCCUGGGCCUCCUGUCGCGAUCAAGAAACUGUCCGCCGAAUCGAUCAAAGGCUAUGCCUCAUUUCAAUCAGAAUUGGACUCCUUGUCGAAGUUCCGUCACCGAAACAUCAUUACCAUUCUGUCCUAUGCCAAAAGUCACGAUGCCUACUGCUUGGUGUAUGAGUUCAUGCCAAACGGUUCUGUUCGCGACCGUCUCAGCCGCAAAAACAACACGCCUCCGCUGACUUGGUCCCAGCGCCAUCAGAUUGCGGCUGAUGUUGACCGUGGCAUGCAUUACGUCCAGACAGCCCUCCCUGAUCAAGUUCUGUUCCACCUCGACCUCAAGACGGACAACGUUCUGUUGGACGCACACUUUAAUGCAAAAGUGUCUGAUUUUGGUCUCGUCCGUGCUGCCGAGCAUCUUGAUGACAAGAGCUACCUUCGCACAAAGGUUCCUCAAGGCACAGCUCCUUACAUGUGUCCCGAGUUCUUUGAGGAAGGUCGCAUGACAGUCAAGACCGACGUCUACGCGUUUGGCAUGAUUUUGCUCGAGCUUGCAACCGCCGCGAAGCCUGGGACUCGACUGAAGGCCGAAACGCGGAAAGCUGUGUCCAACCAGAAAUUCAUUGAGAUGUUGGACUCGGCACUCAAACCAAGUGACGCAGAGCACCAGAGCAUCACCGGUAUUGUCACUCUCGCCCUCAAGUGUCUUGACGAUAUUGCCGACGAACGUCCCUCCUUUGGUCGCCUCAUUGCUACCUUGGAUGCCUGAUUUCCCACGUGAAGAUUGGUGCCAAAGCAUCCUGAACUGUGCAGUCUGUCGUUUGUCAUUGGUUCAGAAUUAAGCUUGUCAACACAUGUCAUACUGUAAGAGCAAUAGGGAACAUUGUUCAACACGA